GUCAGUUCCGAGCUGAGAUGUUUACACGGAUGUUGAAAUGGGACGGGAGUAACAGAUUCGGAUCAUUGAAACUUUACCAUGGAGUGGUGGAAGGUGAUCGUGGCAAUUGGCUGGCUUUUUUCAACAACAGAAGCACAUGAUCCUAAAAAUAUUCUUGUACUAGGAGGAAAUGGAUUCAUUGGGGCUGCGACGUCAGAGAGAUUGAUUGCAAGGGGAGAUAAUCUUGUACUGGUAAAUCGUGGUAACUGGUACUGGGAUUCCAAGUCCACCGUGAAGCCAUUCGUCAUUCACUUAACUUGUGACCGGCAACGUCAAUUACGUCACUGUGAAGAUUUACGCCGAUUUAAAGACGCUGUAUAUUUUGAUGUGGUUAUUGAUUUUAGUGCGUACCACUCAGAAGCAGUUGAAGAUGUACUAGACUUACUGAAAAGUAGAAUAGGUCGGUAUAUCUACAUCAGCUCAGAUUCCGUAUACGAGGUCUGCCAAAAGAACCAUUCCAAUCCAAGUCUGGAAAGUGACGCCGUCCGUCCGUUUAAUACUGAAGAAAGGUUAUUGAUGGCUGGCAAGGAUGACUACGGCCAUAGAAAAUUAGAAUGUGAAGAGGUGCUUGUCCGACAAAGAGAGAAAGGCGGAGUCCCUUAUGUUUUGUUACGACUGCCGGACGUGAUUGGACCUAGAGAUAAUACGUACCGUUGGUGGAUGUAUCAAAUGUGGCUUAAACUUUCGGGCUAUCUUGAACGACAGAUUUCAAUUCCAAAGUUUCUCUUGAAUCAUAAACUAAGUUUUGUUUAUUCUCUUGACGUGGCUGAUUUGAUAGUACAGCUUACUGAAUGCGGGCUUGAAAAAUUUGACAAUGCGUACAAUCUUGGUACAGAUGAAACGCCCACCCUGCAAGAGGUGUUGGAGCUGAUGAAAAGACAGCUUGGUAUAGAAAACAUUCCCAUCCCUGUAAAUGAUAGCGCCGAUGCAAUUUACUUGUUCCCUUCCGUGAAGCUUGGCUCUAUUGAUUCUGGGAAAGCAAAAGAUUUGUUAAACUGGACACCAACCCCAUUUGAAAUAAUUUCAAAGCAGACUAUACAUUUUUACGAGUCCGCUAUUAGAAAUAAAGAUUUUGUCGUGGCGCGAAAAGAAAUUAUUAGAAAUAUGCAAGCAUAUUUUACCAAACAGCCACAUAAUGUUUGGUAUGGUCUAAGUGGAGUAUAUGGCAUAAAGUACCCAGACACACACGAUGAACUCUAACGUACAUUUAUUACCUUUUUUUCCAAAAAACAAAAGCAGCGUAUGACAUUUGCUUAUGACAAGGUUUCCAAUUUGCCAAAUUCAUUAUCAUUCAUACUAUUGUUAACGAACACAAUUUACGUUUUAUAUUUUUGGAAUAAAUUGUAAGAAAUAAA
Ylistrum balloti is the source of this 1394-nucleotide messenger RNA. RefSeq lists its product as uncharacterized. Lineage: Eukaryota; Metazoa; Mollusca; Bivalvia; Pectinida; Pectinidae. Gene Ontology annotation, biological process: beta-D-galactose catabolic process via UDP-galactose, Leloir pathway. Gene Ontology annotation, cellular component: cytosol. Bases 79 to 1239 code for a protein of 386 amino acids. The record is from RefSeq and is a predicted model, not a curated record. Gene Ontology annotation, molecular function: UDP-glucose 4-epimerase activity. The transcript is spliced from 2 exons.